This is a messenger RNA of Penaeus monodon (black tiger shrimp), 2201 nucleotides long. RefSeq names its product calpain-B-like. NCBI's taxonomy places the organism in Eukaryota, Metazoa, Arthropoda, Malacostraca, Decapoda, Penaeidae. The record is from RefSeq and is a predicted model, not a curated record. Gene Ontology annotation, cellular component: cytoplasm. Gene Ontology annotation, biological process: proteolysis. Gene Ontology annotation, molecular function: calcium ion binding; calcium-dependent cysteine-type endopeptidase activity.
UGAGAUGCCAACGAGGGUGCCAAACCAGAGCUCCUUGAGGCUGUUCAAGGGCCAAAGCUACAGGAAGCUGAAGGCAAAAUGUCUGUCUGUGGGAGAGCUUUUCGUUGACACCGAAUUCCCUGCUGGUGCGGCUUCUCUCGGUUUUGAAAAGGCAGUGGAAUGGAAAAGGCCGAAGGAAUUGGUCGCGUCUCCGCAGUUUGUGAAGAGUAUGAGCAGAUUUUCAGUAAAACAGGGAGAAUUAGGUGACUGUUGGUUCCUAUCAGCCCUCUCCGCUAUCACCCAAAACCCAGGCUUGUUGUGUCGUGUUGUGCCCAGAGACCAGGACUUCGCUAAUAACUAUGCAGGAAUCUUUCACUUCAAGUUCUGGCAAGGAGGUCAGUGGGUAGACGUCGUUGUCGAUGACCGGCUACCUGUCGUCUUCGGGGCAAUACUGUGCUUCACGAGCUCGAGAGAUGACGACGAAUUCUGGUCGGCGUUGCUCGAGAAAGCUUAUGCCAAGCUCCACGGCUCGUACGGCGCCUUGGACAGCGGCAAGAGCUUCGAGGCGACGGAGGACCUGACGGGGGGCGUGACGGAGCGGUUCCUGCUGCGUCGCGAGGACCUCCCGACGCCGACGCCGACGACCCUCUUCAGCGUCGUCGCCAAAGCCAGGCAGCGGGGGUCGCUCGUCACCUGCAGCAUCUCGGAGACUCGAGAGACACUGAUGGAGAAUGGACUCGUCAAGGGCCACGCCUACAGUGUCACGGGGGCGCGGCGCUUCAGGGUGAAUGCUCCUCGAAGACCCUACGUGGAGCUCCUGCGUCUGAGGAACCCCUGGGGGGACGAGACGGAGUGGAAAGGGAUGUGGAGUGACGACUGCGAGGAGUGGAAUCUGAUCCCGAAAUCAGAAAGAGACAAACUCCAGCUCAGCAUCGAGGCGGACGGAGAGUUCUGGAUGUCAUUCAGUGAUUUCUCAGAGAAUUUCGACGAGCUUUUCAUCACAAGCCUGAACCCCCACACCGUCAACGAGGAGGCCAAGGAACACCUUAUCACCAUGGCUGACGUAGUGACCGAGGCCGUCCUCCACUCCGAGGUCAUAAGAGCAGCUGAGGUCAACGCCGUGAAGGUGUGGGAGGUCGUGGCCUUUGACGGCGCUUGGGUCCGCAACGCCACAGCAGGAGGCGGAAACACGAGAGACAGAGUGUUCUGCAGUAAUCCUCAAUACAUACUUGAGCUGACAGAAGCUGACGACAGCGCAGAGGAAGAAGGCACCUGCGCUGCCAUAGUGACCCUUAUGCAGAAGAACAGAAGGGUCAAUCAGCUACCCAUUCACCCCAUUGGGUUUUUCAUUUACAAGCUCGGAGAGGGAGAGAAAAUUCCCAACCCACUCACCGUAUCUUGGCUUAGGCUGAACGUACCUUAUUUCUACACCAAGACCUUCCCAAGGACACGGACCGUGACCCAUCGCCUCGCCCUCAGCUCCGGCAGGUACCUGGUCAUCCCUUGCACACCCAGGCCGGACCAAGAGGCAGAGUUCCUUCUUCGGGUUUUCUGUGAGAAGCUCGUUAAGAUGGAAGAGUAUGACGAGGAGGCCCUGAUUCUCGACAUUGCCGAAGAGCCUGAGGAUGAGGUAGACUACGCCGUCGAGGACCACCUGCGUGUUGUGUUCCGAGAGUCAGCUGGGGAGGCCAACGAGGUCGAUGCUGUCAAGUUGCAGUGCAUGCUCGACCAGAUCUUCCCUUCUGCAGGUUUUGCUGACUCGCUCGACUGCACGCGGAGUCUCCUUGCCAUGAUGGACGCCGAUUUCUCCGGGACAGUCAAUUUUUACGAAUUCGAAGCGCUUGUUUCUUCCCUCAGGCGCUGGGUGCGAGCGUACGACGCGAGGAAGGGCGAGGAGAGCGGCCUCCUGUCGGGGCACUCGUGGGGCCUCGGCGACGCCCUCAGGGACCUCGGCCUCCAGAUCCCGCGCCGCGUCCGGGCCCUCGUGGUGGUGCGCUACGGCGACCAGCAGGGGCACGUCGCCCUCAGGGACUUCCUCAUGGCCGUCUGCAGGGUCUCCGUCAUGUUGGUGAGAUUCGAGGCCCAUCGUGUAGAGGCCGACCAACAGGCGAAAAUCCCUUUAACAGACUGGCUCACGAAUACCCUCUAUUGCUAAGAAGAAUUAUGUACUCCUGUGUGACAAAAUGUGUAGCUUUGGAUAAUAAAGAAUUAUGCAAACUUUU